CCACAGAGUGUGUUUGUGAAUGACGUAACGAGCGUAAAACAAGAUGGCGUCGCCUAGGAACUAGUUUCCCGUGGUUGAGCUUAUCGGUGGUAAACUCUGCCUGUCUUUGAGCUUCCGCGCCGCAGAGAGGCUUGACCGCUCUGAAAAGACGCGUCUUCAGACAGGACAGCACCGCUGGGGGCGUUGCGAGACGCCGGUCCUGUCGGUUCUCUCCUCCGGCGACGGUCCGGAGAGGCGAGCCUUCCCACGGCCAGGAUGGACCCCGGAGAGUACAUCUCUCCGAUGGAGAACAUGGACACGACGUUGGCCGACCUGGGGGAGGAAUUCACUCUCGGAGAUAUUGACGAGAUGCUGCAGUUUGUCAGCAACCAGGUGGGCGACUUCCAGGACAUGUUUGAGGACCAGAUGACCCCAGCGGCCUCCCAGCAAAGCGGCGGCGCCGGCUCCGCCCAGCAGCUGCCGGCGCAAGCCGCGGCGACUCCCCAGACCCCGAACCCCGCUGCCUUCCAGACUACCGCCCUGAGCCUGGCCCCGUCCCAGACGCUGACUCCUCAGUCUGUGCCGCUCACGCCCCCCCUCACCCCCGCGCAGACCCCCUCCCCCACCGCCACCCCCUCAGUGCAGCAGCAGCAGCUGACCCGCAGCCCGCCGCUGCUUCAGCCGCGGCCUCAGGUGGUCCAGCCCAUCCAGCCUCAGCCUCAACAGACUGCCCAGCCGGCCAUCCAGAUGCACACCCAGGGGCUUUCCCUGCAGACCCAGAACUUCCCGGUCCACACCCUGGUUCAGACCCACGCCCAGACGCCGCUGCCCAUCCAGACGCAAGCAGCCCAAACCGUGAUGAUCGCCUCCAGCGGCGGGCAGUCUCGCUUCAUCCAGAACCCAGUCAUCUGCCAUCAGAGUCCCGCUCCCAGCUUCCAAGUCCUCCAACCACAAAUGCAGAGCAUCAUGACGUCACAACAGCUGCAGCCAGUCACCUUUCAGCAUCAGCGUGUUCUGACCCCGACGGGUCAAACCAUCCAGACGCUCUCUACAGCGCCCACUGCAGUCCACACCAUGCAGCAGCAGGUGCCGGUUCUGGUCCAGCAGCCUCAGAUUCUUAACACAGACUCACUGGUUCUCACCACGCUCAAAGCCGAUGGGACACAGGUGUUGUCCACCAUGCAGAGCCCCGCUGGGAUCACCACCCUGACCACGCCCAUCCAGAACACCGCAUUACAAGUCCCGACUCUGAUGGGCAGCAACAUCCUGACCACGGUUCCUGUCAUGAUGGGCGGAGGAGACAAGCUGCCCAUCAAACAGCUGCAGGCAGGCUCCGCCCCCUGCAAUAACACCGCCAGACCGAGCAUGGAGCAGAGCCCGGUGUCGGCAGGAGUGAACGGGCAAGGAGUGGUGGUAAAAGAGGGUGAAAGGAGGACAACCCACAACAUCAUUGAGAAGAGAUACAGGUCCUCCAUCAACGAUAAGAUCGUGGAGCUCAGAGACCUGGUCAUGGGCAACGAUGCCAAGAUGCACAAGUCAGGAGUGCUGAGGAAAGCUAUCGACUACAUCAAGUACCUGCAGCAGGUCAACCACAAACUCCGACAAGAGAACCUCACCCUGAAGAUGGCCAACCAGAAGAACCAGCCUGUGAUCCUGUCUGAAGACGUGGACCUCAAACAGGAAGCAGUGCUGAUGUCCCCUCCAGCCUCAGACUCUGGCUCCGGCUCCCCACAGCAGUUCUCUCCGUACUGCGUGGACUCUGAGCCGGGCAGCCCCUUACUGGAUCACCAUCAGGUGAAGAGCGAGCCUGACUCUCCCUCCACGGUGGGAGUGAUGGAUCGUUCCCGGCUGCUCCUGUGUGCCCUGACGUUCUUCUGCCUGUCUCUGAACCCGCUGCCCUCUUUGCUGGGCUCCGAGGACCCGGGGAACCCCGGCCUAACGCCGGCCCACAUCCCGUCUAGAACGCUCGUGUGGUUCCCGACUCACACGCAGGACUUUGCUUCUUGGCUGCGCUGCCUUUUGCCGUGGGUGAUGGUGUGGGUCCUGAGUGGAGUGGGGGCGCUGUGGGGCUGUGUUCGGGUGCUGUACCUUUGGGAGCCCGUCACGCCCCUUCACUCGCCCAAAUCCGUGUCCUUCUGGAGACACCGCAAGCAGGCAGACCUGCACCUCAACAGGGGAGAUUUCACCGCGGCGAUGGCCAGCUUGGAGACCUGCCUCUCCGUUCUGACGAGAGCGCUUCCCUCAAGCGGCCUGGACCUGGUUUGCUCCCUCUCCUGGAAUCUGAUCCGCUACUGCCUGCACCGGCCCGUGCCGUUCGGCUGGCUGGUCCACCAGGUCGGCGGGAAGCACGAGGGAGAAGAGGCGAGGACGAGCGCCAGGGACGCGGCGUUGGUUUAUCAUCAGCUGAGCCAGCUGCAGCUCACAGGAAAGUUGCCUCAGCGCAGCAGCCUGUGGGCUUUGUCUCUGUCUCUGAGUGCCGUCAACCUCAGCGAGAGCGCCCAGGGCAAGAUGGCGCCGGCUCAGUUCGCUCAGAUCUAUGUGACAGCAGCGACAGCCCUGCGCACCGUCCUGGGCCACCACCUCACGUUUCUGUCUGGAUACCUGCUGGGCUGCGCGGAGAGCGCCGCCAACCAGUCGGACAGCAAGCAGAUCCCCGACUGCCUGCGCUGGCUCUUCACUCCUCUGGGGCGGCAGUUCUUCCUCAGCUGUGAUUGGUCGGUGAAGUCAGAGAGCAGCGACGAAGUGUUCACCUCUCAGAGAGACCCGGCCGACCCCAUCGCUCAGCUGCACCGCUGUUUCUGCAGGAAGCUUUUGGAAAGAGCCGUUCACACCCUCAUCCAGCCGCAGAGCGACUCGGAUGCAGGCAGCUGCAAGAACAACCUGGGGGAAUUCUCCAGCGCCCUGGAGUUUCUGGAGUUGCUGAACAGCUGCACCGAGGACUCUCCUUCCCCUCCGACCCGCUUCACGGCUCCUCCCACUCACACCACCAUUUCAGUGGGCGACCCGGUGAGUCGCUGGUGGGCUCUGGUCCUGAAGGCCGCUGUUCAUUGGCUGCAGGGCGAUGACGUUGCAGUGAGAUCCCUUUUGGCAGAAGCAGAGCGAAUGCCGAGAGCUCUGCUCAUUCUGGACCACGCUCUGCCCAAAGCGGUGCUCCUGCUGUGUAAGGUGGUCCAGAUGAGCUUGUCUCCUCUGAAGGGAGAAGGGCUGGUGGCCUGCCUCUCUCACUGCGACCGGGCCAGCAGCUACCUGCGCUCCAGCAUCUCCGUGCCGCUCGCCCAGUCUGGGAACUGGCUCAACAAGGGCGUGGAGCUUCUUGUUUGUGAUCUGCUGCUGACAUUAAGGACCAGCUUAUGGCAGCGAGGAGGCAGCAGUAACGGGGAACCCGGUCCAGCUCCCGGAUCCCAGUUGGCUGGUUUCCAGAGGGACCUGAGCGCGCUCAGGAGGCUGACUCAGUGCUACAGACAGGCACAGCACAAGGUUUUCCUCCAUGAGACCACGGUGCGGCUGAUAGCCGGAGCCAGUCCCACACGGACCCACCAGCUCCUGGAGCACAACCUGCGGCGCAGGACACAAGGCUCAUACUCAGCUGACGGUGAGUGCGUUGUAGGUGAGAGGGAAAGAGCUCACGCCAUCCUCCUGGCCUGCCGCCACCUGCCCAUGCCUCUGCUGACCCCGCCGGGCCACCGGGCCCGCCUGCUGGCCGAGGCCAAGCGAACGCUGGAGCGGGUGGGGGACCGUCGGUCGGUGCAGGACUGCCAACAGAUCUUGCUGCGCCUCGGCGGGGGCACCACCAUCGCCGCUUCCUGAAGGCGUGCGGCGCUGCGGCUGCCUUUGUAACUGUGUUUUCAUGCAAAGAGCGACGUUAACGUGGAAUAUAGCGAAACAUUGCUGCACCCAGGCCAUAACAAAAGGAUCCAACCUGGGGGGGAAAUGUGUGAUUGCUAAAUAUUUUCUAAUCUUAAUUCUUGCUCGAAUCGUUGCAGUGCUCUGGCUCCACCAUCUGGCCAUUGGUGGUACUGGCAGCCUCCUUUCAAACUGGGGCCAAGAGCUUUUUAGCUUCUUUUUACUGACAAAUUCACAAACGGUUCCAGUGGAACAAUCCUAACAGGUCCAGCAAACAGGAAAAGGGACCAUCACCUAACAGGCAUUUAAAUUAUUGCAGCACAAAUUAGUUUUAAUUUUAGGAGAUUAAGUCAUUCAUCCAUUAUUGGCACGCACUGGUGCGUGGUUGAAUUACUGCUCACCGUUUCCCUUUUUAAUUUGCAAGCUUCCUGAAAGUAUCCCAGAAACGGAGAGCAGAAGAGGCACACAGACCAGCUGGUUUUAACUGUGCAGUGCCGAGUUGUGCGUCUUCUUAUCUACCUCAAACACCGUACAAUGCCAGCACUGUACCACGGAGCAACAUAAGAAAAUGAAGCAGAUGAGUUGGCCUGAAAUUUGACUUCAUCGUAUAAAGCGACGCUUCAGUUUAUGACACGCCGCUCCUCUAGUAACUUCGCUGAUCUGCUGUACCUGGAUUAUGGGAUUCAGCAGCAUGACACAUAAGCAAAUUAAUGUCACUUUUGCAGAAAACCCAAACAUGAUAUGCUCCCAAAUGUCAAAGAGCAUUGGUGAUUGUCUGAUUUGGGAAGGAACCAUGGCUCGAGAAGUGAGGGGGGCGGGGUCAAUUUUAAAAACUAAGGCAGAAUUAUGCAGAUUAUUAUAACUCAUUGCAUUCAAUACAAUGAUGUAAUUGUAUAUAUGUUGUACAUAGAUAAACAGAAGUAGAGAAAAGGGGAUGUUAUUUGCUUCUGCUUGAGACGUUGCACAUCCAGAGUGGCACAAUGAAGUGCGAGGUCAACUGUGUGAGCCUUGCAGUUCUACGCCACCAACAACACUGUAGCCUCGCACAAAGACUUCACACUGUAAAAAGGGAACUAAAAGUAAGUAAAGUUUUCUUAAAAUUAGUAUAUUUUCCAUUGAUUUGAGCAGCUAAAUAAGACUGUUUGCCUAUGGAAUGAGUAAUUAUACCCCAAAGAAGAGAUAAUUGGAUAUCUGGCACUUGAAAUAAGAUGAGGGAGACAAAAUGUUAUUUUAAGUGCAAAACUCUUGCACUCUGGCAAAUAGUCUUAUUUAGCUGCUCAAAUCAAGGACAAAUACACUCAUUUCAUGAAAACUUUACUUUUAGUUCCAUUUUUGCAGUGCAGAAAUCUCAAGCGGCCGGCUUUGCUCGGCUAUUGCGGCGACAAGGAGUGAGUCUGGCUUCCUGUUGCGCAUGUCCCUGCAAACACCGAAGCUGCGAGUGAACGUUGGUGGCGCAUCGCUGUAGCGGUUUGGACACAGCGAUGCGUUUUUAUUUCCCUGGAUGUGAGGUCCAUCUAUAAUGUAAAGCUCUCAAGCAAAACAGCCUUUGUGUUAUGAUAAAAGUUUUUAUGUUGUAUCAAUUUGAGGUCUUUGUUCGGUUAGCUUUUUACUUGUAAUUAUGCACAUGACGCAGAACUUUUUUUUUUUUUUUUGUCGUUUUAUUGCUCUGGAUAUCUUAUUUAAUGGUUGUGUGAGAUGAAGGCUUUGGGGGGUGGGAGUCAGUGUUGCUGUUUGGUUAUUGUUUUGUAUCUGUAAAAGCAGCAUAGGGUCAGAAACUGUAAAA
Molecule: messenger RNA, 5605 nt
Organism: Fundulus heteroclitus (mummichog)
Lineage: Eukaryota; Metazoa; Chordata; Actinopteri; Cyprinodontiformes; Fundulidae
Gene: srebf2
Product: sterol regulatory element binding transcription factor 2
Exons: 20
Coding region: 256-3786 (1176 amino acids)
Biological process (GO): positive regulation of transcription by RNA polymerase II; positive regulation of cholesterol storage
Cellular component (GO): nucleus
Molecular function (GO): protein dimerization activity; DNA-binding transcription factor activity, RNA polymerase II-specific; RNA polymerase II cis-regulatory region sequence-specific DNA binding
Source: RefSeq, a predicted model, not a curated record